This is a messenger RNA of Suillus clintonianus, 2004 nucleotides long. RefSeq lists its product as uncharacterized. The transcript is spliced from 6 exons. Gene Ontology annotation, biological process: magnesium ion transport. Gene Ontology annotation, cellular component: membrane. Gene Ontology annotation, molecular function: magnesium ion transmembrane transporter activity. The coding region runs from base 1 to 2004 and encodes 667 amino acids. Lineage: Eukaryota; Fungi; Basidiomycota; Agaricomycetes; Boletales; Suillaceae. The record is from RefSeq and is a predicted model, not a curated record.
AUGGGCACACUCUCUGCACACAUCACCUCUUCUACAACCCAUGUCGCCGCAGCACCCACUUCACUCUUUAUCAACACAAAUUUAAAUCAAGACAUAUCCAUCCCUUUGGGGAUUUCUAUCGGACUCCUCGCAUCUUUUGUCCAAAGCCUUGGCCUUGCGAUCCAGCGUCGUAGCCAUGUUCACAACUCACAGCUCCCAGAACAAGACCAGAAAGUAGAACACCGCCGACCAUUAUGGUUGAUAGGGUUCGCUAUCUUUUUGAUAUCUAAUGUAUUUGGAUCUUUCAUACAAAUAGCAUCCCUUCCGGUCGUCAUACUGGCACCCUUGGGCGCUGUUUCUCUCCUUUGGAAUGCCCUCUUUGCUAAUCUCCUCCUUCGCCCACGAAUGCUCCUCGGAACCGCUCUCAUCGCGGGUGGCGCUGCGUUGAUUGCUAUCUAUGGCAUUGUUCCUGAAACUACGCGGAGUCUUGACGAAUUGAUGUCACUCUUCGCGCGUCCUGCGUUUAUAUUCUGGUUCUGCGCCGAGGGUUUCAUCCUGCUCGUAUGCCUUAUCGUGACGCAUGGUGUUGAAUAUUCUUACAAGAGACAACUAGAAGCUGCAGCCUGUUCAUUGUUGCAGGCCAAUCGGCAUUCUUCUACCUCCGCUCAUAGUUCUCCUCUAAACUCUCCGACACCGCUGCCUCCUACACACACUCAGCAACCAUGUAAUCCAGCUGUUGGUUUCGCUGAGGAACAAGUCACCGGCGGCUUCGCAUCUGAGGUGACGCCACUACUCGAUCCAAAAUGUGGCCAUCAUUCCAAGUCCUCAAAGUCAUCAUCACCAUUACGCGUACCACUUCCUGGCCGGACUUCGCUUCUUCUUGCCUUAGCAUAUGCUGCAGCUUCAGGGACAUUGUCCGGGCUUUGUUUGAUCUUCGCAAAGUCUGGUGUUGAACUUCUUGUCCUCACACUCGGCGGUGUCAAUCAAUUUUACAGAUGGGAAGCGUGGAUUCUUGUUGGUGGACUCGUUAUUUUUGCUCUGGGACAACUUUGGUACCUUAACCGCGGUCUGAGGCUUGCAGAUCCUGCGUUUGUCUGCCCAUCCGCUUUUUGCUUUUAUAACUUUUCAUCGAUUAUCAAUGGUUUGGUAUACUUCAACCAGCUCGGGCAACUCCCAGGGUGGCACCUUAUCCUCGUCAUCGUCGGCAUGUUUGUUCUUCUUGCUGGGGUUUGGGCAGUCAGUGCCCAAGCCAACGUUGAUGAAAGUGAUAUAGCAACUGAAUCUGACAUUGAAGACCAAGCAGUAUCUAGCAGCGGAACUGUCACUCCUGAAACAAAUCCCCCAAUAUCCUACCCUUCAUAUGCAAGCACUGCCGUCGGUCCCCAGAGUUCAUCUAUCUCUGGGCCAGUCGCACCUCCUAUGGACCGCCGGGUGCGGUCGGAGGGCACUGUUUUCCCUCAGAGUUCCGUCUCCUUGCACACCCUCCGUGCGUCAUCUUCGCAGCUUACACCUCCCUCCACAGACCACCAGACGGAUAUUUCUCCACUCUUACCAGACACCUCUCGCUCAUCACGUCGACACCCUACCACCCUCGAUCCAUCUGCAUCUAUACAUACUAUUGGCCCAUCUUCACAUCAACAUCAAUUGUCGAGCGUAUUGUCUCCCGCAGGACUGACAAUAGGUCUCUCGCCCGUCAGCCCUGGAUUUGGGCUCCUCCCUUCGCCAAGAAGAACCUCCAGGCGUAUCAGUGGAGUCGGGCUUGGCUUUGCAGCUGUCGUCAACGAGAGUAUGUCUUUGGCUGGUUCUGCGGGUGGUCGGAGGCGGACUUUGAGUGAGGGGCAGGGAAGACACUCGGGAGACAUUCGGGGCAGGAGAGAUUGGGGCGGUCCUAACGCUGAACUCUCGCAGCAGGUAAUAGAAGAGGGCGCUACCGCUGCCGGCAGAAACGGUGAAACCUACAGAACGGGAAGGCGAUGGAUGUGGCUAAGAGACGUUUUCCUGGGACGGGACGCUAGACAUAGAUAA